Messenger RNA from Nothobranchius furzeri (turquoise killifish), 2435 nucleotides. RefSeq names its product DNA methyltransferase 1 associated protein 1 (gene dmap1). Gene Ontology annotation, molecular function: transcription corepressor activity. NCBI's taxonomy places the organism in Eukaryota, Metazoa, Chordata, Actinopteri, Cyprinodontiformes, Nothobranchiidae. Gene Ontology annotation, cellular component: nucleus; NuA4 histone acetyltransferase complex; Swr1 complex. Gene Ontology annotation, biological process: chromatin remodeling; DNA repair; negative regulation of transcription by RNA polymerase II. The record is from RefSeq and is a predicted model, not a curated record.
CGUACGUAAUGACGUAACAGGGGCGGAAGUAAAAUCUCUUUCUGGCUUAACAACCAUCGAAUCUCCACAAUAAGUCGUAUUGUUCGUAUUUAUUUACCUAUAUGUUAUGUUUCGCUUAGACUUACGUUGUAGUAUUAAGUUAAAAAGAAAACAAAAAUUGUUAUCUGGAUGUUUCAAACAAGAAUACCAUAAUUAAGUGCUGUAUUGUUAGCCUUUAGCUAGCGUAGUCAACGUUGUAUCGCAAUUAAAAUGAAUGAGCACGUGUAGUUAACUAAUCGGAACUGCGAUUGACAGCUUGUGACUCGUGUUUAUAAACAAUCUAAUAAAAAUAACUAUGGCUACUGGUGCUGAUGUUCGGGAUAUUCUGGAACUGAGCGGAGUGGAUAACGAUGGUCCCAUCAGCAAGAAAGACCUGAUCAACUCCGAUAAGAAAAAAUCCAAGAAGGCAACAGAGACCCUCACCUUCAAGAGACCCGAGGGAAUGCACAGAGAGGUUUAUGCUCUGCUUUAUUCUGAUAAGAAGGAUGCACCUCCUCUGCUGCCGAGUGAUACUACUCAAGGUUACAGGACAGUCAAAGCUAAGCUAGGGUGUAAAAAGGUUCGCCCCUGGAAGUGGAUGCCCUUCACAAAUCCUGCUCGCAAAGAUGGAGCCAUAUUCCAUCAUUGGAGACGGGUAGCAGAGGAGGGCAAAGACUAUCCUUUUGCUCGUUUUAACAAGACUGUGCAAGUACCUGUGUACUCCGAGCAAGAGUAUCAAACACAUCUUCAUGACGAUGGCUGGACAAAAGCAGAAACAGACCAUCUCUUUGAUCUGUGCAAGCGCUUUGACCUACGUUUUGUUGUUGUCCACGAUCGCUAUGACUACCAGCAAUUCAGGAAACGCUCAAUAGAGGACCUGAAGGAACGAUACUAUAGUAUUUGUGGUAAGCUGACAAAGGUCCGUGCUCCAUCUGGAACAGAACCAAAGAUCUACAUUUUUGAUGCCGGCCAUGAGAAGCGACGCAAAGAACAACUGGACAAGCUCUUCAAUCGAACACCUGAACAAGUGGCAGAAGAGGAGUAUCUUAUUCAGGAGCUGAGAAAGAUCGAAAACAGGAAGAGGGAGCGUGAGAAGAAAGCCCAGGAUCUGCAGAAACUCAUUAAAGCGGCUGAUACGACGACAGAGCUGAGGCGUGCAGAAAAGAGGGUUUCCAAAAAGAAACUCCCUCAGAAAAGAGAGACAGAAAAACUGGCUCUUCCAGAGAUGGCCGGCAUCAAGUUCCCUGACUUUAAAUCGUCAGGCGUUACGCUGCGCAGUCAGAGAAUGAAACUGCCGAGCUCAGUUGGCCAGAAGAAGAUCAAGGCCAUUGAGCAGAUCCUUGUGGAGCAAGGAGUGGAUCUCAACCCCAUGCCCACAGAGGAUAUCGUACAGAUGUUUAAUGAGCUUCGCAGCGACUUGGUACUGCUGUACGAACUCAAACAGGCCCACAGCAAUUGUGAAUACGAGCAGCAGAUGCUGCGACAUCGCUACGAGGCUCUGCUGAAAACAGGCAGCGGAGCUGGGUGUGGAGGUACCACGGCAGGAGGACUGGCUAGUGUCCCACCGGGCGGGGAUCUCGGUUCCAUCAACAGUAAUACAUCAUCCACCCCAGGAGCUGACACCCAGUCCUGGCUCGGUGCUGAGGAUAUUAAGAUGGAGCCUAAGGAGCAGAUCAUCGAUGUAGUUGGAGCUCCUCUCACCCCCAACUCGCGCAAGCGGAGAGAAUCGGCUUCCAGCUCAUCUUCGGUGAAGAAGGCGAAGAAGCCUUGAUGAGAGCUGCAGCCGGCGCACUCUGGAGGACAAAUUACUGUGUUACUUAUUGUGAUGACAGUGGAGUGCCCAUGAGCAUUAUGGCUGGACAGGACUCACACAACCACAUUAUCGUAGAUGCACCACUGACUACACACAGAUACACACAACAUCUCACCUACUAACGAGACCUCUCCAAACCCUCCCCAUCUGGCUGUGACAAAGGCAAUGACUGAGUGACAUUUCAUUCCAUUACGGCUCGUCUCCCUGCCUCCACCAACCGGUUGGCCAUAGAUGAGGCAAGACCAACUGUAAAUUGCCAGGCUGGGCUAAUCGGGACAGGGUGAAGAAGGCGGGAAUGACUGGGUAAUUGAAAUGAAUUGGAAUGAAAGAACGGAGUCAGAGAGUGGGAGGACCUGGAGCCGCUGUGCUCAUUUGAGCCAUCUGAUGUUUAUUUUGGAGCCUAAUAAUGCCAUAGUGUUUACUGGAAAUGUGUUUCGUGUUAGCCUGUAGUACCGAGACCCUCUCGACCUGGAGUGCUUUUUUUUUUUUCUUCCCAUUCCUUCCGUUGGACUAGAGAGGCUGAUUUCUCCGUGCUCUCCUCAGGUGACCUUGGAGAUUAUUCAGCCUGUAAUUCAAUAAACACCAGUGUCUUGUUUUUAACUGA